This is a messenger RNA of Bursaphelenchus xylophilus (pine wood nematode), 2382 nucleotides long. Lineage: Eukaryota; Metazoa; Nematoda; Chromadorea; Rhabditida; Aphelenchoididae. The record is from the annotation of a GenBank genome assembly.
AUGCUUUUCUGGUUCCUAAUUUUGCUUUAUCCCACUGUUCUUGCUCAGAAGUCCACCUUCAAAGUUCUCCGAGUUGUUCCCCGUUCCAUUCCAGACCUUCAUUUCCUUGAAAAUCUCGAACUAAAUGCUACUGAUAACCAGGUGAGUCCGGUGCGUCUUCCUUUUCAUUCCUUAGAUCAAUUUCUGGACAUCGCCGACCAGACUGGGAGGUUCUGUGGACAUCAUGACCCCUGAGGAUCAAGUCGAUCACAUCUCCGACCUCUUUGAAAGCCAUGGAAUCUCUUCUCAAAUCAUCAUCGAUAAUGUUGAAAGGUGUUGUCCAAUUAUUUUUAAAAUAAGUAUUUAUCUGUAGACUAAUCAUCGAACGAGAGAAGAAGGCUUUGAGACCGGGGUAUGAGAAACGCCUGAGGGAUGAGGGGGGAGAAGAACCUUUGUAUGACUUCCAGCAGUACGGAUCUUACUCUCAGAUCACUUCUUGGAUGAGGAAAUUGGCAAGGAAGUAUCCAGAUAUCCUUCAAUUCAUAUCGAUUGGGAAGACACACGAAGGCCGGUCGAUCGAGGGGUUAGAGGUAAACAAUUACAGUGCUUACUUACUUUAUGUUGCAGAUUGGAACCAAGAGGCCGAACAAAAGGGUCUUCUGGAUCGAUGGCGGGAUCCAUGCCCGGGAAUGGGCUGCCUCUCAUACUGCAUUACACUUUAUACACCAGGUAACCCAUCUCAUUUUAUGCGCAUUCUUCAGUUGGUCAGCAAAUACGGAAGAGAUGCCAACACCACCAAGUAUUUGGAGGAUCUGACUUGGGUAAUUAUCCCUUUGCUAAAUCCAGAUGGUUAUGAAUUCACCCGUAGCUCCACGAACCCGAACGUAAGUAAUUAAUUACUCACUUUGACGCUCCUCUCCCCGAAAAUAUUAGUUUUUAAAAUGAUGAUUUGGAGAAAUUGUGUUAUACAAUUGAAGAUGCAAAAGUAGCUUACACAAAUUCUUUAAAAAUUCUUGGCUUCAAAAAUUGUUAGACCACGUUUAAGAACCUUUGUUCUAGCGAAAUAAUACUUGUGUUUAUGAACUUGACCUAAUUCAGGUGCGCUUAUGGCGUAAGAAUCGGAGUCCAUUGCAUUGUUCGCAUGACCAAUGGGGCCGAAAGAGAUGUUGUAAAGGCGUCGAUUUGAAUAGAAACUUCGACUUCCAUUUCAAAGGUACCAUCUUCUAGAUUUUUUAUAAAUUUUUGAUUAUUUAUGAGGUCAGGUGACACAAUUUUUUGUUUUUUAUGGGAUAUGCAAUAUCCAUGGGGAAAUGACAAGUUGCUUUAGAAACCGGUUCGAGCGACGACCCCUGCUCCGAGAUAUAUCAAGGAACCGAGGCUUUCAGCGAGCCCGAGGCCAGGUAAUUUAGAUCAGCGAUUCUUCAGCGAACUACUAGUUAAGGGCUGUUCGCGAUGCCGUUCUCUCCAAUCGCUAUCGAGGACGCAUUGAUGGAUUUGUGACCCUGCACACCUAUUCCCAGAUAUGGAUCCAUCCAUAUGGUCAUCGUAAAGACAGCUAUCCGGGUGAUGUACAAGAUCUGGUGGGUGUUUUAAGGGCUCCGAGUAACUACGUUUGAAUCUCGCUUUUCACGGCUUGGAAGACUGAAAUGUACCAGGAUUUUCUUCGUCGUGAAAACGGUUCUGUAAUACAUUGAAACGAUGAAAAAGAUUGCAAAAUGUAUCCUGGACGCUUUACAAUAUUUUCUUUCUAUAAAUUUUUUUCAUGACGAGAAAAACAUACCGUCACAUUUCGCCUUCCAAGCCGUAAAAGGCGGCAUUCAAAUGACCGAACCCUUUAAGUGGAAUUAAAAAAACAUUACAGUAUAACAUCGGCAAGAAAGCAACCUCUGCGUUGAACAAACUCUAUGGAACAAAAUAUGUGGUCGGCAGUGGGGCUGAUACGUUAUGUAAGACCCCAAAUCCCUCUCAUUAUUCCGUUUUUAUAGAUCCCGCAUCUGGAGGAUCCGAAGAUUGGGCUAAACAGUACGCAAAUGUAAAAUACGUAUAUCUGUUGGAAUUACGACCCGAUGAGAAAAGUAAAUUUGGAUAUAAUAUACUAGUAGUCGUUCAGAUUGGGAUGGGUUUAUUCUCGAUGAGCAACAGCUCAUUCCGACGGCGUUGGAAACCUGGGCUGGAGUCAAGGUUGUGGCCGACGCCAUCAUUCAAAGGGAUCAGGAACGAAUCACAAAACUCCCAGAAAGAACUAAUCCGAGCAAGGGAUACAAAUUCGGAGACGGCUCCCCGGGAAGUUGCUACGACAUCAGACAUGCCUGCAAAAGAUGGAUCCAGGAGAAUGAAGGCCUCUGCAAAACUGUACCCAUCUUCAUGCGGGAGCAAUGUGCAUACUCUUGUGGUUAUUGUUAA